Molecule: messenger RNA, 468 nt
Organism: Orbilia oligospora ATCC 24927
Lineage: Eukaryota; Fungi; Ascomycota; Orbiliomycetes; Orbiliales; Orbiliaceae
Exons: 1
Coding region: 1-468 (155 amino acids)
Source: RefSeq, a predicted model, not a curated record
AUGUCCGCCGCAUACAACAUCGCAGCGCCCCAAGCCCGCCCAGAAUCUAUCAUCUCGGACGUUUCAGAUGACGGUCCAGACACCGCCCAGCAGAAAUCAUCACGCGACUAUGUUCCUUCGUUAUCUUCCGACCAGUCAUACGGAUACCAGCGUCGUGCUGUGUCACCAACAGAUGAGUACAGCCGUGAUGCGAAUCAGAAAUACGUUUCACCAUCGCAGGCAAGUGAGAACGGCGACACAAGUCUCAGUGAAGUUGCAGAGGCGUAUAGAAACCAUGCCAUGAUAUCUGGUGGGCCUGAUAGAGGCGGGAGAAGAACGCCAAGGGCAUAUGAGAGAGGUGAAGUUACCUCCGAUGUGAUCGAGGGGCUUCAGGAUGAGAUUGAGAGAUUGAGAAAACUGCUGGAUCAAGAGCAGUCUAAAAGAGAGGAGCUAAAGUCGCAGUUUAGUCGCUGGAAAGAUGCGAUGUGA